AUGUCACGCUCGUUGAAUGAAACGGCGUUUCAAUACCCAGAUUCGGCAGUUGGAAUUGGAGAUAGUUCUUCUUCAACGAAUAGCUCAGCUCCCAGUACUCCUGCUCUUCCACUAGGUAAGUGUAUCAGCCCUUAUGCUUUAUCAACUGCACCUUCACGAAGCAAUGAACGUAAAUUCACUUUCCCUGAUGCUGUACCGGAAGUUCCGGACAUCGUUUUACCUGACAUGAGGUCCAUUCUACUUACUACUGAAGCAGCCUUGAGUGACGCUUCUACUGGCGGUCGAUCACCAAAUGGAAGUCAAGGUGGUCACACAUGGGAUCGGAAUAAAUGGAACAUGAGUACCAUACGUGGACCAAACGCCCAGGCCAGCUGGAAUGAGGUCACUAUUCCGUUUCAAAAGAUCGAUUUUGAGAAGAACUGUCUCAUUGGCCGUGGCCGAUUUGGUGAUGUUCUGCGUGGCUAUCAUUUCGGGGAUGUUGCUGUGAAAUUUUUGAAAAUGGACCACAUUGAGGAGUCAAAGCGUCUAGAUGAAUUUAAGUCAGAGGUCGCAGCUCAUAAGAAUACUCGGCACGACAAUAUCGUUCUCUUUCUUGGUUACUGCCUUGAAACAGACAAAUUUGGUAUAGUGAUGAGCUUGUGUAAGGGGCGUCCACUGUACUCCAUUCUACACGAGACGAAUGAAUCUAUCGAUCUGGGUACUGCCCUAGUGAUCGCUACACAGAUUUGUCAGGGGGUGUCAUAUCUUCACACGAAGAAGAUUCUUCAUAAAGAUCUCCGUUCGAAAAACAUCUUCAUUGAAAGCAAGAACAAAGUUGUCAUCACUGAUUUUGGUCUGUUUAGCAUGAAGCGGUUGAAAAACCCGAGCAGGAACCAUACUAUGAUUGUACCAAUGCACUGGUUAACGUAUCUGGCUCCAGAAUUAGUUCGAGCCCUUAGCGUUAAUUGGCGAGAAUUGCCGUUUUCGGAAAGUUCCGACGUAUUUGCCUUCAGUUGUUGCAGUACAAUUUGGUUCGAGUUGUUGACGUCUUCAUUUCCGUUUUCUGGAGAGACUCCUGGGCGCAUCAUUUGGAUGGUUGGGAAUGGUUUGAAAGCACCGCUGUGUAACAUAAAUACAGAAUUAUUGUUACGCUGUUGGAGCUUCUCGAGUUCUAAGCGACCUUCGUUUGGCGAUAUACUCACCACUCUGAACGCUUUGCCACGAAAGCGGCUCGAUCGAAGUCCACCUUUCCCCGCAAUCCGCAGCCACGAGUCGAUUUUUUAA
Molecule: messenger RNA, 1263 nt
Organism: Angiostrongylus costaricensis
Lineage: Eukaryota; Metazoa; Nematoda; Chromadorea; Rhabditida; Metastrongylidae
Source: the annotation of a GenBank genome assembly